This is a messenger RNA of Aaosphaeria arxii CBS 175.79, 486 nucleotides long. RefSeq names its product Sm-like ribonucleo protein. Gene Ontology annotation, cellular component: commitment complex; spliceosomal tri-snRNP complex; U1 snRNP. Gene Ontology annotation, biological process: RNA processing; spliceosomal snRNP assembly. Gene Ontology annotation, molecular function: RNA binding. NCBI's taxonomy places the organism in Eukaryota, Fungi, Ascomycota, Dothideomycetes, Pleosporales. The record is from RefSeq and is a predicted model, not a curated record. The coding region runs from base 58 to 486 and encodes 142 amino acids. The transcript is spliced from 3 exons.
CCUCCUACAGAAGUUCGAUAGUCUCAAUUAUAACGACACAUCACCGGAGAAAUCAACAUGAAGCUAGUUCGGUUCUUGAUGAAAUGUCAAAACGAGACGGUCUCGAUUGAACUCAAGAAUGGAUGCAAGCAUUGCUUGAUGCGGAAACUGAGUUUUGCAGGCACCAUUGUCAACGGCACAAUCGCUUCCGUCAGCCCUAAGAUGAACGCUGCACUUCGGGCCGUGAAGAUGACUCCCAAAAACCGCGACACGGUUACCCUAGACACAAUGACCGUCCGAGGCUCUACCAUUCGUUACAUCAUCCUGCCAGACUCCUUGCCUCUUGACACAUUACUUAUCGACGAUGCGCCGAAACCGAAGAACAAGGCGAGAAAGGAAGCCGAUCGGGGUGGCCGGGGCGGCGGCGGUGGCGGCGGUGGGGGACGUGGAGGUGGACGGGGACGCGGUGGACGGGGUAGGGGUCGUGGACGAGGACGUGGUUUCUAA